Molecule: messenger RNA, 2170 nt
Organism: Oncorhynchus keta (chum salmon)
Lineage: Eukaryota; Metazoa; Chordata; Actinopteri; Salmoniformes; Salmonidae
Product: CD99 antigen-like protein 2
Exons: 12
Coding region: 22-801 (259 amino acids)
Biological process (GO): homotypic cell-cell adhesion; T cell extravasation; positive regulation of neutrophil extravasation
Source: RefSeq, a predicted model, not a curated record
CUUCUCUCAGCUUGUGACCUGAUGCGCGGCCAGGGUAACGCCUUUAUUUUACGAAGUUACCGCAGCACACCCACCCCGACUGCUCUUUCGUUCUGUUGGAAAGUUGACUGCCAAUCUGUAACUGGAGAACACUCGAGUGCUGCAGACAUGAAAUCUUGCUUAUGGAUUGCGUUGUUUGUAACUCUUGCUAUAGGAACGAAAACACAGGACUUUGAUCUUGCUGAUGCCUUAGAUUUUGAUAACCCUAAGGCAACUGCUAUUCCAAAACAGCCAAAGAAACCUGCAAAGGAUCCCAGUCCAGGAGUUGGAUUGGAUCUAUUUGAUGCUCUUGGUCCAGAAGAGCCUGAUAAACCAGCUGGGAUCCCUCCUAAAGAAGGUGGAACUAAUCCCAAACCUGCCCCUCCACCUCCCGCACCUGUAGAUCCCAAAAAACCAGCUGAUGAUGGGAUGGGUUUUGACCUGUCUGAUGCCUUGGGUCCAGAUCCCGUACCGGGUAAACCAGCUGUUGUUCCACCUAAAGAUGGAGGCACCGGUGGCGGGUCCUUCGGAGACAAUGACCUGUUUGAUGUGAGCGACAACGGUGGCUACAAGCCUGAUCCCGGCAAGGGAGGUGGAGGAGGAGGAGGAGGAGGUAAUGCUCCUGCAGAUCAACCUCAAGAUCUAGACCUACUGUGGGGCCAAUUCCUGAAGAUGCUAGAUGCUAACAUGCCAGAGGGCGUCCAUGUUUGGAUAUCCAACAUAAAGCAAGCAGUGUUGCCUCUGUUAGAGAAGGCCAUGGAGCUUUUGGAUGUGGGCCAAUGAAUGAGCCUCCAGUGACUUUCAGGAAUCAGGAAAUCAUCUAUCCACCUAUGUUCUGAUUGGUGCUCAGCUAUGAGGGAGUGUUCUGAUUAGUUGUUUACAUGGUCUUAAAGGUUUGAGGUGCUUUAAAACACCUCUCAGGGCUGAUCUUACAAAGCAAUGGUUUGUACACUUAGACAAAAUGGUUCCAAAAGGUUUAUUCGGCUGUCCCUAUAGGAUAACCCCUUUGGGUUCCAUGUAGAACUCUCUUUGGUUCUACCUGGAACCAAACAGGAUUCUCCUAAUGGACAGCCGAAUAACUCUUUUAGGUUCUAGAGAGAUCUUUUUUUUUUCUGAGUGUAGGCUCCAGUUUUCACUGGGUUAAAGCUAGGUUUAGUACAAAGUUCAGAGGUUUUAUCCCUUAAGGAGUGGGUGUGCUCCCCAUCCCCUCUUUGACACCCCACCCUUCUCUUUACUUUCUGAAGUCACAGUCUCUGAAUCAUCCCCGUGUGUUGAGCUUAUGGGAUUCUGUUUUGUAAAAUGUUACAGCUAUAAGCCUGAAGAUAGUGGUUACUGAUAUUAUCAAGGUUAUUUUUAUUGCCCCCCGCCCACCCCCCCGUUUUCCACGGUUAGUGUGGUUUUUGAGGCAUUCUUAUGCAUUGCAUGUAGUUGCUUCAUAUGUGUGUUCCUUCUUGUGUGAUUAGUCUUUCCAGAUGACAUGUCAAUUAAUGCAAAACAAUAAUGAAGAUGUAAAAAAAAAGCUAUGUUUACAGUUUUUUGACAAUUAUGGGUCAUUGUCUCGGAAGGUCUUUGUUGAAAUAUUUUUCCUGUGUCGCACCCUGUCAUAACAAGCCCAUCAUUACUAUACCCUGAGCCUGUUACUUACUAAGGCUUUUGCAGCCUGGCCCUAACAGCCCCACACAGAGGCCUAGUCAGCACACAUUCCUAGCGUAGCCAAACUUCACAGCACUCGGUUGAAAGAUCCAACACUUUUUUUUGCGCUAAUGUGUUCCAGAACAAACUGCCAUGCGGUUCUCUCAGAUUCCAAUAUUGACAACAUGAAUGACUUAUUCUGAAACACUGAAGGAUAUAUUUGUUCAGCCAGAAGAGGUUAUACACUCUUGUGCGUUUACAAAUGAUUUAUGUCUCAUGGUGAAUGUUGCUGUAAGGUUAACGGAUGUCUUUUUCAUUGGGGUAAUGUUUCUUUGGCCACUUGCAUUCAAAUACAAAAUAUUGUUUCCAUUACAAUGUGUCUUACCAUGUUAGAAGUGCUACCUCUUUUCCUUGUGUGUGUGUGUUACAGCAGAGAGGUUAGCUAUCAACACAUUGCUAUUGUCGUCUCUUUGUCUGUUGUUGUAUCCCUUCAGAUGUUAAUAAAGCCUGCUGAACGGUG